Molecule: messenger RNA, 1278 nt
Organism: Anopheles nili
Lineage: Eukaryota; Metazoa; Arthropoda; Insecta; Diptera; Culicidae
Exons: 7
Coding region: 1-1278 (425 amino acids)
Biological process (GO): synapse organization
Cellular component (GO): neuron projection membrane
Source: RefSeq, a predicted model, not a curated record
AUGAUAAACGCUGUUUGUCCAUUGAGGAUAUCGACGAACUUGAAUUGCCUGUUUAGGACGUGGAUUAUUGUGCUGUACUUUUUGCAGGCCUGUCCUCAGCUUAAUACGGAAAUGGCGUCACUUAUCGACCGCAGAGACAUGAUACUCAGGACAGCAUUUUUUCUGCUCUCACCCCACACACCGGACAAAAGCUCGACCGGUAGCAGCUCGAACUCGCUCGACAAGCACAACUACCACGACCGAAGCGCAAACCCUCUCGGCGAGGGUGCAAAUGUGGGCGACAGUGGUGAAUCCGGUCCCGGCUCGUCGAACUACUUCGAGCAGCACAGUGACAGCGAGGAGUUGCUCAAGUACUACAAAAUGCCGAUGCAGUUCGGGACGGAGAACUACACCCUGGUGACGUCGCAGAUCGGCAGCACGGCUCACGUUCCCUGCAGGAUCCAUCACAUCGGUGAGGGCGUGGUGUCUUGGAUCCGGCGAAAGGACUACCAUCUACUCACCGUUGGCUUGACGACGUACAGCAGCGAUGAAAGAUUUAGUGCUACCCACCUGCAAAAUUCAGAGGACUGGACGCUGCAGAUAAAGUUUGUCCAGACUCGGGACGCCGGUUUGUACGAGUGUCAGGUGUCAACCCACCCACCAACGUCAAUAUUUUUGGAGCUGAAAGUGGUCGAGGCUCGCGCGGAGAUAGUUGGACCACAAGUGAAGUAUCUGACACCUGACUCCACGCUGAAACUGAUAUGCCGGGUGGUGCAGAGCACGGAAGCAACGGCGUUCAUUUUCUGGUACCACAACAACCGCAUGAUCAACUAUGACCUCGACCGGGGCAUCAACGUUUCCACCGAAGCCGAUUUCCACUACUCGGAGCUCACAAUAAGCCAGGCCAGCAAGGAGCACUCGGGAAAUUACACCUGCGUUCCAAGCAACUCGCAGCCAGCCAGCGUCGUUGUACAUAUAUUCAAAGGUGAUAAUCCAGCGGCCAUGUACCACGAGCACCGCAGCUCGUCAACGAUACCCUACCGGGACCGGCCGGUUGUGCUGUGGUUGCUGAGUUCGCUAAUGGUGCUGCUGCUCGUGAAUCGCUGGACAAGCCAAACCGUGCUGGCUGAGUCUUCAACCAGGCGUUCCAUCAUUGCAUCAGAGCAUGCCAUGAACACCAUGAGUGCGGCGGAUGCGUCCUGUCAGUUGGUUGACGUAGCAGGCGAAUCAAACCACGGUCAGGCUCGUAUCGACACGUGUCCGCCACAAACGGGACACCAAUCGAUCGUGUGUUUCUAG